Molecule: messenger RNA, 1161 nt
Organism: Papaver somniferum (opium poppy)
Lineage: Eukaryota; Viridiplantae; Streptophyta; Magnoliopsida; Ranunculales; Papaveraceae
Exons: 1
Coding region: 1-1161 (386 amino acids)
Source: RefSeq, a predicted model, not a curated record
AUGGAUGUAAAAAAUACUUUUGUUCAUGGAGAACUAGAAGAAGAGGUAUAUAUGCAACCUCCUCCUGGUUUACCUCAUGCUCCAAAUCAGGUGUGUAAACUUCGUAAAGAUAUUUAUGGACUUAAACAAGCACCCCGUGCAUGGUUUGAGAAGUUUAGCAGUGCAAUUCUGGAAUAUGGUUUUACACAAAGCUUUUAUGACUCUUCAAUGUUUACUCGAUCAUCGUCUAAAGGGAUAGUAAUCCUUCUUCUAUAUGUGGAUGACAUGGUUAUCACUGGCAGUGAUCUUGAAGGAAUUAAUAAUCUCCAAACAUAUCUCAGUUUUUGUUUUCAGAUGAAAGAUCUUGGUUUCUUAAGUUACUUUCUGGGGAUUGAAGUGAGCAAAUUCAACAAUGGAUACUUUGUAUCUCAGGUUAAGUAUGCAUGUGAAAUCAUUCAACGUGCAGGCAUCACAGACACUAAGGUUGUAGAUACUCCUCUUGAAGUCAAUGUGAGACAUAGUCCAACAGAUGGAACUCUAUUAUCCAAUCCAACAUUGUAUCGGCAACUGCUAGGAAGUCUCAACUACUUGACUAUUACUAGACCUGAUAUUAGUCAUGCAGUACAUAGAGUAAGUCAAUUUAUGUAUGCUCAUCGCUCUACUCAUUAUGCUAUUUUUUUACGAAUUCUACGCUACUUAAAAGGGAAUUUAUAUAAAGGUCUUCAGUUUUCUUCUAAGUCUGAUCUCACCCUAAGAGGUUAUUCAGAUUCUGACUGGGCAGGAGAUGUCACUGAUCGACGCUCAUUUACAGGAUAUUGUGUGUUUUUGGGAGAUUCUCUCAUAUCUUGGAGGAGUAAGAAACAAUCUAUAGUUUUUCGUUCUAGUGCUGAAGCAGAAUAUCGAGCUCUUGCUCAUACCACGUCUGAAAUUAUAUGGUUACGGUGGCUUCUUACUGACAUGGGAAUUUAUCUUCGUAAACCUACACCACUGUUUUUUGAUAACAAGGUUGUUAUACAGAUUACUCACAUUGAUGUUUUUCAUGAAAGAACUAAGUAUAUAGAGAUUGACUGUCACUUCACAAGGCAUCAUUUCAAGCAUGGUACAAUUACUCUUCCUCAUGUGAAGUCUGAGUUACAAAUUGCUGAUCUUUUCACCAAGUCACAUCCUGCACCUCGUCUAUAA